Molecule: messenger RNA, 2002 nt
Organism: Hydra vulgaris (swiftwater hydra)
Lineage: Eukaryota; Metazoa; Cnidaria; Hydrozoa; Anthoathecata; Hydridae
Product: myelin expression factor 2
Cellular component (GO): nucleus; ribonucleoprotein complex; cytoplasm
Molecular function (GO): mRNA binding
Source: RefSeq, a predicted model, not a curated record
ACAAUGAUAUUUUUUUAGAAUAUAUUUUGUACAAAAAUUUAUUACUUAUUUGUGUUAUACUCAUUAUACUUGCAUCUUGGCUUCCAAACCGUUUAUUUUAUUUUACUCUGCACGACAAAGCUACGAAAUAUUAACUUCGAAAUUAAUUUCUAUUGAGGGAGCCGGCAUCGCGACCAUUUUGAGUACUUUUAAAAGCGAUUAAAGAAAUGGCAACUGAUGCACCUAUGACACCUUUGGAUGACACCUAUAAUCGUGGGGUAGAAGAUUACAGAAAAGAACAAGAUGAGCGUCGUGAUUAUCAGAGAAGCUUAACACCAAAUCAUAGUCCAGCUCAAAGAAGUAAUAGCCCUGGUAGGAGACGCAGUAGAAGUCGAUCACCAUUGCGAAGAAGAUCUCGAUCACGUUCAAGGUCUCCUCGUCGUCACAGGGAUAAUCGUAGUGGAGGUGGUUAUAGAAACGGGAGCAAUAUUGGCAGAACUGUUCGUGAUAAAUCUUGUCGUGUUUAUGUUAGUAAUUUAAAUUAUGACACAAAAUGGAUGAAUCUUAAAGAUUUUAUGAAAAAAAUUGGAGCAGUUGAACAUGUAGAAAUAUUUACAGAUGGUGAAGGUCGAUCAAAGGGAUGCGGUGUUGUUGAGUUCUCACACAGUGACGAUGCCGCUCAGGCUAUUAAAGAACUAGAUGGAGGGGAGUUAGCUGGUCGUAAACUAAGACUCCGUGAGGAUAUUAUGGAUGACACAACAUACAAAGAGCAGCUUAAAACACAAAAAGAUAAGUCUCAAGCUAUUAAGCAUAGAGAAAAUGAUCGGCUUGCGUUAUCACAAAAUACUUCAUCAUUAGGCCUUAAUUUAGGAGGAGGUUUGGGUGGCUUGAGUGCACUGUUUGGUGCACAAAACCAUCAGCUUCAAAUUUUGACAAUGCUGAAUAGCAAAGGUGGUGAAUCUAUCAACAGCUCAGUAUUUGUCAGCAAUCUUGAUUAUGAAUUAACAUGGCAAAAGCUAAAAGAUUUAUUUCGUAAAGUUGGUAACUGCGUUCGUGUAGAUAUUGCUCAAGGAGAGGACAAUCGUUCUAAGGGAUUUGGAAGUGUAGUUUUUGAAACUCCAAUGGAAGCAUUAAGUGCUAUUGCUAUGUUCAACGGUACAGAGGUUGGGCCUCAUAGAAGACAAAUGAGUGUUAGAUUGGAUCGAAGUGCAAGUCUUCACCAAUUACUUGGUCAACUUGGUAUAAAUUCUAAUGAUAUCAAUCAAAAGACAUUAAUUCAACUUCAAUCUUUAGCUACAGUUGCAAUGCUUGGUGUAGGAAGUCUUGGUGGAGGCCUUGCCGGACUUGGUGGUUUAGGAGGAGCAUUGGGUGGUCUCAGUGCUGCGUUAGGUACCGCAGCAUCGGGCACUGGUUAUGGAGGUCUUCAAGCCGGUCAGACUAGUGUAGCAAACCAGUCAUUAGCUGGUUUAUCAAGUUUACAGAGUUCUUUAAGUGGUCUAAGCUCUUUGAUCAAUGGCGUCGGUUUGUCUGGGUCCGGUCUCUCUUCGUUAGGAAACUAUGGUACAUCAGGUGGAACAGGCAGUUACGGAAUUUCAACAAGCAGUUAUGGACAAUCAGGAAAUACAGGUGGAGAUAAUUACAAUUCUGUUAAUACUUCCUCAAAUGCUGGAGGUAGUAGUCAGUCGAGUCGCAGAGACAGUAGUGGUGGAAGAUACGGAAGUACAGGCACUCGUGUAUUUAUAAGAAAUCUACCUUUUUCUUUGCGGUGGCAAGAGCUAAAAGAUAAGUUUAGAGAAGCUGGUAAAAUAGUACGUGCCGAUAUCAUGAAAAUGGAUGAUGGAAGAUCGAAAGGUUGUGGCACCGUUACUUACGAAACAACUGCUGAAGCUAAUCGUGCUGUCACUUUAUUUAAUGGCUAUCGUUUGGAUGGACGACCAAUGGAAGUAAAAAUCGAUAUGUUGUUUUAAUACUAUACUAAAAUAAAUCUUUUAAAACUAGCCUAACAUGCCUAAAAGAUUAUAAA